Molecule: messenger RNA, 984 nt
Organism: Linderina pennispora
Lineage: Eukaryota; Fungi; Kickxellomycota; Kickxellomycetes; Kickxellales; Kickxellaceae
Exons: 1
Coding region: 1-642 (213 amino acids)
Biological process (GO): positive regulation of mRNA splicing, via spliceosome
Cellular component (GO): nucleolus; U12-type spliceosomal complex
Molecular function (GO): RNA binding
Source: RefSeq, a predicted model, not a curated record
AUGGCAACAAAACACGAAAGAAACCAGGAGGCGUCCGUGUACAUUGGGAACCUGGACGACCGAGUCACAGACGAGCUGGUGUGGGAGCUGAUGGUGCAGGCCGGACCCGUCGUAAACGUGCACCUCCCCAAGGACCGUGUCACCCAAUCCACACAAGGCUACGGCUUCUGCGAGUUCCAGAGCGAGGAGGACGCCGACUACGCAGUCAAAAUUCUCAACAUGGUCAAGCUCUACGGCAAGCCCAUCCGCGUCAACAAAUCCUCUGCCGACCGGCGAACCCAGGACGUCGGCGCCAUCCUGUUUAUUGGCAACCUGGAUCCGGAUGUGGACGAGAAGCUCCUGUAUGAUACCUUUGGCGCAUUUGGCCAGAUGGUGCAGAAUCCGAAGGUCUCGAGAGACCCCGAGUCUGGCAACUCCAAGGGCUUUGCCUUUGUCAGCUAUGCCAGCUUCGAGGCUUCGGAUAAGGCGAUUGAGGCGAUGAACGGCCAGUACCUGGCAAACAAGCCGGUCAGCGUGGACUAUGCACUGAAGAAGGAUGGCAAGGGCGAGAAGCACGGGUCGGCAGCAGAGCGGCUGUUGGCGGCCAAGGCUAAGAAGAGCGACCCGGACGCCCACCAGCAGGCGUAUCCCCAGGCGUGGUGAAGGGAUCACUGGCGUGAUCACGCCGAUGCGCAAAACAAAAGCCUGUGGCCAAGAGCAUGAGCAGUCCACUGGUGACAAGGUUUUUUUUUUUUCUCAUUAUUCUCUUUUUCUUUUUAAUUUUAAUGGACCUCAUUCGCAUUACCAAAGUCGACCGCGUGCAUCUGGUCUGUAAUGGCACGCAGUAUGUCGGGGCGGUCCACCUGACUACGCACCACAUAAUUUUCAGCGCCGAGGGACUCGAGCUUUGGGUAAGCGUAGAAAGGUGCACAGCCGACAAUGCACAGCGCAGCCCAGUGCACUAAUUCACCCCCUCAUAUGUCUAGGUUGGGUACCCGCUUAUCC